Messenger RNA from Penicillium malachiteum, 2526 nucleotides. RefSeq names its product putative pathogenicity factor. The record is from RefSeq and is a predicted model, not a curated record. Lineage: Eukaryota; Fungi; Ascomycota; Eurotiomycetes; Eurotiales; Aspergillaceae. Bases 1 to 2526 code for a protein of 841 amino acids. The transcript has a single exon.
AUGUCUUCUCCUCCUGGCAAGAAGAUGUCUCCUAAGACAACCAACCCCGCGAUGAACCCUGACCCCGCGAUGGAGUCUAACCCCGCAAUUGAUGCGGUGCACAAUCCCGCACCCCAGGGCACCACCAGCCCCUGCAGCCAGCAAGGCCAACAAAUCGGGUUGAGCCCACUGAACACCAUGACCGGCCCGCGUCUUAUCCGCCCCUCCACUAACACCUCAAGCCCUCAGGGCCGUGGUCGCAGCGCUCAAGCUAGUGGCCACAAUGGAAAUUGUCCUCAACGCUUUGGUUUUGAUACACGAGACCAGUACUACCCCCCUGCUGGCUGGGCCGACCAAUUCACCACGGCAACUCGUAGCCGAUUCAACAAAGCUUUGCAAGAUGCCAUGAAUGAGGGUAUGCCGGAUGUGCUAGUCCCUUCAUUCCAGGAAGCGAUUGCCUCUUCACUCCUGCAGGAGCAAAACUCCUCUACCUCAACCCAAAAUGUGUCGACUGUCUCGCGCCAGGGUAUUCAAAACUCCUCUACCUCAACCCAAAAUGUGUCGACUGUCUCGCGUCAGGGUAUUCAAACCUCCUCUUCGUCGACCCGAAAUGUGCCAGCUGUCUCGCCUCAGGGUGUACAAACUUCCUCUGCCUUUAUCCCAAGAGUGCCAGCUGCCUCAAACCAAAUGCAGCAAAUGCGACUGCCCUCCAUGAACAUUGCCCCCAUGAAUCCUUUCACAUUGUCCGAUAUGCCGAUGCGACCUGCAUAUGGUCACUCUAUGGAGUUCCAGGCAUGGAAUGCACCAAUGCCGCAGUCAGGCGAAAUGAGUCCGUUUGAUGUUCGUCAUCGACCUCAACCAGACGAAAUGAGCCCAUUUGAUGUUCGUCGUCAAUCUCAGCCAGCUCAAGGCCCGGCUAAUAUGGCACCAAUGAAUAUGCCUUCGAACCUGCUGCCCCGACGUCCCGAUAUGCCACAAUCUGGACCAGCAAUGGGUCUUCCACCCCCACCUUACAUGUCGCCCCACGGUCACGGUAUCCCGGAAAUGGGUCAACAAAUUGGCAUGCAACCCCCGAGUAUGCAGCCACGAGGCCAUGGAAUGGCUCGUCAUGACCUGCUGCCAGAAAAUUAUGGUAUGGCUCCAAUGGCACGACAGAUGAUUCCCCGACAGACCCAACAGGGAGCUCCGCAUCAAAUGCCUGCCUUCACACAGAACAUGGGAGGUAUGUAUCAAAUGCCCGCCAGCGCACCGACAAUGGGAGGUCUUCAUCAAAUGCCUGCCAGCACACCGACUAUGGGUGACUUUUAUCGAACCGGCGUGCAAAUCCCCCAAAAUCAGGAAUCCGGCAUCAGAGAUACAACUCGCGAGCUUGACGGACGCCUGGGCUUGAUCCCGCGUGCCAGUGAGAAUGAGGCAUCGGAUACCGAAUAUUAUCCUGAAUCCCCGGCAGAGACUCCUGCGCCCAAGUCUGGACAGAAAAAGAAGAAGGCCACUGCCAAGACCAAUAGCAAAGCCAAGACCAAUAGCAAGGCCAAGACCAAGAGCAAGGCGAAGAGCAAGAACCCCCGUCCAAAGGGACCUGAUUGGAAGGACCCGGACCACGAUAACAGCCUCUGCGAAUUCUCUCGCCCGUGCACAAUGACGGCAUCGCCUGACGGCCUACACUACCGAAAGGUAGUCUCGCACUUCUUCGGCCGCAAUAAGGCCUCGACCAAGCUGUUUCCGGACUUCAUUUGGGUCCAUUACUGCCGCAAACACUACCAGCGCGCCCGCUACCGCGCCUCGCAGUGGCCGUGGACUCAGUGUGAGCUCCUUCUGGAAUCACUUGCCAGAAUGGAGGAGUGGGGCGGAGUUCAAGACUUCGAGCUCACACUGAGGCGCCGCGAGGUGAAGCGGGUGGAGCGUGAGGAAGAGGCCAGUGACGACGGCCAGCUCUCACCUGGCGGUGAGGAAGAUGAGGAACCGGUGGUGGAGAGUGAGGGUGAGGAUGAGGGGGACCCUGCCCCUCGUGUCGUUUCCCGGGCUGCGCGACGUCACCCGGUCGCCCAAGUGGCCCCCGUGCCUGACUGGCUGCGUCAGUCAGUUGGACGAAACAUGUCCUUCGACGAUAUUCGCCAUAUCGUCGAUCAAAUCAUUGAUCACAUGCUGCAGGUGGCGUCUGCAGAAGCUGCCGAGCUGGCAGCCUCAACCGCCGGCACCCCGGCUCGUCCCCAGCUCUUGGUGGAGACGCGUGUCCGUUUCCCGGACAUUGAAAUUCUGCCGUCUUUUCGGCCGUGGGUGCUGUCGGCUGGGCUCCAGCAGCGGGAGCGCGGGGGGGAUGACGAGGAGGAGGAGAGCGAGGAGGCUCUCGGUGGAGACCCUGCUCCCGGGGAAGUGGGGAGUGGGGAGGAGUUGGGGGGUGGUGAUGCGCCCCCGGGGGAAAUUGGCCGCGCGGGGUCUAAUCGCGGCGGUUCGGAGAGCCAGCGUCGGCGAAACGACCGAAACUGGCUUCGGAUGGUCUCCCGGGUUAAUCCCCAGGGAGGCGUGAAGAAGCCAGGCAAGGACUAG